Messenger RNA from Sinocyclocheilus rhinocerous, 2181 nucleotides. RefSeq names its product collagen alpha-1(XXIII) chain-like. The transcript has 29 exons. The record is from RefSeq and is a predicted model, not a curated record. Lineage: Eukaryota; Metazoa; Chordata; Actinopteri; Cypriniformes; Cyprinidae. The coding region runs from base 191 to 1969 and encodes 592 amino acids.
CGCGACCGUCAGCUUGUCUCGCGCAGCACACUUUUUUUCAGUAGUACACGCUCUCUUAUAGCGUGCGUCACAUCGUUGCGUCUCCUGUCAGCCGCAGUUGCGCUGAAGCCAUAUACUCCAGUUUACUGAAAUAAAGGUCUACCCGAGUCUCAAAAGAGGAUUCAAGAACAAGGAUAAUAUUUUAACCAUAAUGCCAAAACUGGUUAAAAUGGUUUCAACUGGGGAUUCAAAAGACGCGUCAAAGUCAUCACAGAGCAAUGGACAUCACACAUCACAAAUAUUUCAUUGUUUAACAACCCUCGUAUGUUUCAUGUUGUCGGCGUCUUCGGUGGCAGUUUGUCUGUUUAUGAACGUCAAAACAUCUCAUCUUGAGCGUAAAAUUGAGCUUCUGGAGAUGGAGCGACUGUCUGUGAUUCAACCUGCGCACGCGACACUGGAUGCGAACGCGACUCUUCGGGAUGCGAUAGAGAAACUUGUGCAAGAGAGAUUCGGAGAGGGAGUGUCGAAAAUUCGCACAGCUCGAGAAGUAGGGCAAGAGUGCUCGUGUCCUCCAGGUCCUCCAGGAAAACGGGGAAGAAAAGGCAACCCUGGAAUUCCAGGCACUCCAGGACGAGAUGGCUACCCGGGUUCAAUGGGUAUGGAUGGUAAACCUGGACCUCUAGGUCCAAACGGCAGUCAGGGAAUGCCGGGACCAAAAGGAGAGAAGGGUGAGCAGGGAGACAUGGGUCCCAGGGGACCACCGGCCUACGCUGCUUCUGCAGGCCUGCUCAGUAAUCAGAUUCUCACGGUUAAGGGUGAUCAAGGUCAGGCUGGGCCCCCAGGACCUCCAGGAACACCUGGUCCCAGAGGGCCUCCAGGAAACACAGGCAGAGAUGGGCCGCAGGGCCACCCAGGAAAACCAGGUCCUCCUGGAAAAGAUGGAAAUGAGGGUCAAAGAGGGCCACCUGGCAUGCAGGGUAUGAAUGGUGUCAAUGGCAUACCUGGCCCACAGGGCCCUGUAGGGCAAAAGGGGGAUAAGGGUGCUCCAGGUACUGAGGGGAAGAGAGGGACUGAUGGAUCCCCUGGCAUGAAGGGUGAAAAGGGAGAUGUUGGAGAUCCAGGACCCCAGGGUUUGCCUGGAGAGAAAGGAGCUACUGGCUUCAUAGAAAAUGCUGAUCUGGCUGUUAGACUAAAAACUCUACAGGGGCCUCCAGGCCCUCCAGGAGAGCAAGGGCCAAAAGGAGAAAUGGGCUUACCUGGAGCACCAGGACCUGAAGGAAAGCAGGGCCAUAAGGGAGAGAGAGGUGAUGCAGGAGAGCCUGGAGCAGCAGGAGCAAAAGGGGAAAAGGGGGACAUUGUGCUAUCAGGGCCUUCAGGGGAAGCAGGGCAAAAGGGAGAUAAAGGAGACUGUAGGCUUGAGGACAAUCUGGCCCAGAUUAUUUCUAUGCCUGGCCCACCAGGGCCACCAGGACCCCCUGGGCCUGCCGGAUAUGGAUUGCCUGGACCCAAGGGAGAGCCUGGUGAGUCAGUUCAAGGAGAAAAGGGCGACGCUGGAGAGAGAGGUCCACCUGGGCAGCGGGGUCUUCAAGGCUUUCCGGGGUCUAAUGGCUUGAUAGGCCUGCCAGGUGCAAAAGGUGAAAAGGGAAAACCAGGUGAACCAGGUUUAGAUGGUUUCCCAGGGCUUCAAGGAGAAAAGGGGGACAGAGGAGACAAAGGGGAGAAGGGUGAGAGAGGCUCAAUAGGAAAAAAAGGUCUGAAAGGACAGAAGGGAGAGCAAGGACCUCCAGGGCUUGAUCAGCCUUGUCCUGUGGACACCAGUGGGUUUAGAGAACAUGGUGGGGAGGCAAGGGCUCCAUCAGAUGCCCCCUGCCCUUUGGUACAGUAUUUUUUUUCUUGUGUGUGCCCACAUCAUUUCGAUGUUUCCAUCCUGGUGCUUGGGGUUCCCUUGUCCACAACCAUGAGAUCUGACUCUCAGGAUGGCUUGGCAUAGACCAGAGCUUGAAAUUCCUUAUCACAGGUGUUUUUAUCAUUUCUAACAAUGCAAAGUUUUGCCCCAUACACAAAUGAAUUCUAACCAGGGACAUGCAAAACUGCAUUAUUUUCAAAAUUGACAACUGUCAAGUGUUAAAGCAGCAAUGUUGCAAACAGACAGAAUUUGUGUAAGAGGAUAUUCUCAUAACAUUGACUUUAUUCUUUAUUCAA